Salvelinus fontinalis (brook trout) is the source of this 5732-nucleotide messenger RNA. It is a transcript of the gene eif4ea, whose product is annotated as eukaryotic translation initiation factor 4ea. The coding region runs from base 97 to 747 and encodes 216 amino acids. Gene Ontology annotation, cellular component: cytoplasm; eukaryotic translation initiation factor 4F complex. Gene Ontology annotation, biological process: translational initiation. The record is from RefSeq and is a predicted model, not a curated record. Gene Ontology annotation, molecular function: RNA 7-methylguanosine cap binding; translation initiation factor activity. Lineage: Eukaryota; Metazoa; Chordata; Actinopteri; Salmoniformes; Salmonidae. The transcript is spliced from 7 exons.
AGUUAGGUUUACCAUACUUGGUUGUCACGUUGGAAAGCGCAAUCCAAUCCGCUUUUAUGUUUCACAUUACAGAAUUGUGAAUCAGAUAAUCAGAAGAUGGCGACAGCUGAGUCGGAAUCAAGUUUGAAUCCCCCUAAUUCCGAGGGGGAAAAAAGUGAAGCAACUGGUCAAGAAGUUGUAAAUCCUGAAGAUUACAUCAAACAUCCACUACAAAAUAGAUGGGCUCUGUGGUUCUUUAAGAAUGACAAAACGAAAACCUGGCAAGCAAACCUCCGUCUCAUCUCCAAGUUUGACACAGUGGAAGACUUCUGGGCUCUGUAUAAUCACAUCCAACUAUCAAGUAACUUGAUCUCCGGCUGUGACUACUCACUUUUCAAGGAUGGUAUCGAGCCCAUGUGGGAGGACGAGAGGAACAAGCGUGGUGGCAGGUGGCUCAUCACACUUUCCAAACAGCAGCGCAGGGCCGACCUCGACCGCUUCUGGCUGGAAACGCUCCUGUGCCUAGUGGGCGAAGCCUUCGAUGACCACAGUGAUGAUGUAUGCGGGGCAGUAGUCAACAUCCGAACAAAAGGAGACAAACUUGCGAUAUGGACAACCGACUACGAAAACAAGGAUGCCAUUACACACAUAGGACAAGGGUGGAAGGAGAGGUUAGGCGUGCCACACAAGGUGAUCAUCGGAUAUCAAUCACACGCGGACACUGCCACCAAGAGUGGUUCCACCACCAAGAACAAGUUUGUUGUCUAAGGACUUUUUUUUGUUGGUUGGUUGGUUGGUUUUCCUUUCCGUUUCCAUGGCGUUAGUUGAAAUGCUGUUGCGAAGUUUAAUCUGCUACCCAAUUGAAACCAAAGCUUCAACACAGACAAUUGCCUUUAUUCAAUCAAUUGCAAUAUGAUUUCACUACAAAAUGGUCUCAUUCAUAUUUGCCCUGAAACAAACCUAUACCUUCGAUGAAGGGUGGGAAUAACCAUGAGAAUUGAAAUACCCCCCCAAAAAGUUAACCAUGUUCUUUUUUUAUGAGCCAUUUCACUUUUCUUACUGAGGAUAUACUAGUUGGCUUUUUGUUGCUAUGUUUUAUAUUUAACAGCAUCACACUCGUAGCUGCCAGGGAUUUCUCUGCGUAAGCGUGUUUUUGGGAUGCCUAAUUCCAAACUAAAAAAAUACACUGCUCAAAAAAAUAAUGGGAACACUAAAAUAACACAUCCUAGAUCUGAAUGAAACAUUCUUAUUAAAUACUUUUUUCUUUACAUAGUUGAAUGUGCUGACUACAAAAUCACACUAAAAUUAUCAAUGGAAAUCAAAUUUAUCAACCCAUGGAGGUCUGGAUUUGGAGUCACACUCAAAAUUAAAGUGGAAAACCACACUACAGGCUGAUCCAACUUUGAUGUAAUGUCCUUAAAACAAGUCAAAAUGAGGCUCAGUAGUGUGUGUGUGGACUCCACGUGCCUGUAUGACCUCCCUACAACGCCUGGGCAUGUUCCUGAUGAGGUGGCGGAUGGUCUCCUGAGGGAUCUCCUCCCAGACCUGGACUAAAGCAUCCGCCAACUCCUGGUCAGUCUGUGGUGCAACGUGGCGUUGGUGGAUGGAGCGAGACAUGUCCCAGAUGUGCUCAAUUGGAUUCAGGUCUGGGGAACGGGCGGGCCAGUCCAUGCAUCAAUGCCUUCCUCUUGCAGGAACUGCUGACACACUCCAGCCAUAUGGUCUCACAAGGGGUCUGAGGAUCUCAUCUCGGUACCUAAUGGCAGUCAGGCUACCUCUGGCGAGCACAUGGAGGGCUGUGCGGCCCCCCAAAGAAAUGCCACACCAUGACUGACCCACCGCCAAACCGGUCAUGCUGGAGGAUGUUGCAUGCAGCAGAACGUUCUCCACGGCGUCUCCAGACUGUCACGUCUGUCACAUGUGCGUGUGAACCUGCUUUUAUCUGUGAAGAGCACAGGGCGCCAGCGGCGAAUUUGCCACUCUUGGUGUUCUCUGGCAACUGCCAAACGUCCUGCACGGUGUUGGGCUGUAAGCACAACCCCCACCUGUGGACGUCGGGCCCUCAUACCACCCUCAUGGAGUCUGUUUCUGACCGUUUGAGCAGACACAUGCACAUUUGUGGCCUGCUGGAGGUCAUUUUGCAGGGCUCUGGCAGUGCUCCUCCUAAUCCUCCUUUCACAAAGGCGGAGGUAGCGGUCCUGCUGCUGGGUUGUUGCCCUCCUACGGCCUCCUCCACGUCUCCUGAUGUACUGGCCUGUCUCCUGGUAGCGCCUCCAUGCUCUGGACACUACGCUGACAGACACAGCAAACCUUCUUGCCACAGUUCGCAUUGAUGUGCCAUCCUGGAUGAGCUGCACUACCUGAGCCACUUGUGUGAGUUGUAGACUCCGUCUCAUGCUACCACUAGAGUGAAAGCACCGCCAGCAUUCAAAAGUGACCAAAACAUCAGACAGGAAGCAUAGGAACUGAGAAGUGGUCUGUGGUCACCACCUGCAGAACCACUCCUUUAUUGGGGGUGUCUUGCUAAUUGCCUAUAAUUUCCACCUUUUGUCUAUUCCAUUUGCACAACAGCAUGUGAAAUGUAUUGUCAAUCAGUGUUGCUUCCUAAGUGGACAGUUUGAUUUCACAGAAGUGUGAUUGACUUGGAGUUACAUUGUGUUGUUUAAGUGUUCCCUAUAUUUUUUUGAGCAGUGUAUAUAAAUAUAUAUAUAUUAGUACCAGUCAAAAUUUUGGACACACCUACUCAUUCAAGGGUUUUUCGAUAUUUUUACUUUUUUCUACAUUGUAAAAUAAUAGUGAAGACAUCAACUAUAAAAUAGCACAUGGAAUCAUGUAGUAACCAAAAAAGUGUUAAACAAAUCAAAAUAUAUUUUAUAUUUAAGAUUCUUCAAAGUAGCCACCCUUUGCCUUGAUGACAGCUUUGCACACUCUUGGCAUUCUCUCAACCAGCUUCAUCUGAAAUGCUUUUUUUUCAUCUGGAAUGCAGUCUUGAAGGAGUUCCCACAAAUGCUGAGCACUAUAAUACAUUUUCGGGAAUGUAAAAUUGCUUUCAGUGUAAACUUAAACCGCAAAAGCCAAAUAAGGAUAUAAAAUAUGUUUUUUAUUUAUUUAAUAUAAUCUAUCAAUCAUCAAAAUAAACGCUGAACAGUCAGGAGAAUAAAAAAAAAUCCCAAACCAUCUCAAUUGGGUUGAGGUCGGGUGAUUGUGGAGGCCAGAUCAUCUGAUGCAGCACUCCAUCACCCUCCUUCUUGGUCAAAUAGCCCUUACACAGCCUGGAGGUGUGUUUUGGGUCAUUGUCCUGUUGAAAAACAAAUGAUAGUCCCACUAAGCGCAAACCAGAUAGGAUGGCGUAUUGUUGCAGAAUGUUGUGGUAGCCAUGCUGGUUAAACGUGCCUUGAAUUCUUAAUAAAUCACUGACUGUCCCCAGCAAAGCACUGUCACACGACCUCGUCCAUGCUUCACGGUGGGAACCACACAGGCACAGAUGAUCUGUUCACCUACACUUUGUCUCACAAAGACACAGCAGUUGGAUGCAAAAAAUCUCAAAUUUGGACUGAUCAGACCAAAGGACAGAUUUCCACCGGUCUAAUGUCCAUUGCUUGUGUUUCUUGGCCCAAGCAAGUCGGUUCUUCUGUUUGGCGAAGGCCUGAUUCACGCAGUCUCCUCUGAACAGUUGAUGUUGAGAUGUCUGUUACUUGAACUCUGAAGCAUUUAUUUGGGCAGCAAUUUCUGAGGCUGUUAACUAAUGAACUUAUCCUCUGCAGCAGAGGUAACUCUGGGUCUUCCUUUCCUGUGGCGGUCCUCAUGAGAGCCAGUUUAAUCAUAGUGCUUGAUGGUUUUUGCGACUGCACUUGAAGACACUUUCAAAGUUCUUGAUAUUUUCUUGAUUGACUGACUGUCUUAAAGUAAUGAUGGACUGUCAUUUCUCUUUGCUUAUUUGAGCUUUUCUUGCCAUAAUAUGGACUUGGUAUUUUACCAAAUGGGUCUGUAUACCACCCAUACCUUGACACAACACAGCUGAUUGGCUCAAAUGCAUUAAGGAGGAAAGAAAUUCUACAAAUGAACUUUAACAAAGUACACCAGUUAAUUGAAAUGCAUUCCAUGUGACUACAUCAUGAAGCUGGUUGAGAGAAUGCCAAGAGUGUGCAAAGCUGUCAUCAAGGCAAAGGGUGGCUACUUCUCAAAUGUAAAUGAUAUAUUUUUGGUUAUUACAUUAUUUCAUAGUUUUGAUGUCUUCACUAUUAUUCUACAAUGUAGAAAAUAGUAAAAAUACAGAUAACCCCUGGAAUGAGUAGGUGUGUCCAAACUUUUGACUGGUAGUGUAUGUGUAAAAUGUAGAGAUCUACAUUUUUGGAAUAUAAACUUAAGCAGCAAUAUACCAUCUUUGAGAACUAACAAUUAUCAAAAUAAACACUGAACAAUCAGGGGAAUUUAAAAUUCCCAGAACAAUUGAUCAGUAUUUGUUAAAUUUGAGCAGAAUAAGACGGUAUUAGCCAUGGCAAAAUGCAUAGAAUUGCAGGUUGUUCCUUAACUGCUAAAUGUUCUCUUGGGUCCAUGGCAAAAUGUUUAGAAUUGGAAGAAAUUAACUUUAAAACUGCAAAAUGUAAACCAAAAAACAUCAAUAUGGGGGGCCUAUAAUGUGUUUACUAAAUUCAGCAGCACUGACCACACCCCCUUUCCAAGCCCACCACCUAAGCCCUUUUUUGAUCCCUAAAAAGCGCAGCCAGGGUUAUCUUUUUGCCAAAUGUAGUUCGUUUUACCAGAUCUAAAGAAGUGCUGUAGUUUCCUCCAUUGAAUCUCAGUUCAUUAUUUUCAAUUGGUUUAGCCUUAAGUGGUCAAAGUUGACCGAUACUAUAGUUUGCUUUCAGUAAAACGUUCACAACUUUUGGUAUUGCAGAUGUAUUUAGUGUUAUUUUUAUUUCUCUCACAAUAUUGUAUUCUUCAUGUAAACCUGUAUUGUUUUUUAAAAACAUUUUUUAAGCACAUCAAGAUGCUUUGAUAAAGUGUAUGUAAAACUGUACUUGUAUUCAUUGGAGGUGUAUUAGGUGUAACUGAAUGCCUUGCUUUGGCACCUUGUCCUGCUCCUAUGAACAUGGUACAAAAGAUGACUGUAAAUAAAUGUAAAGUGUGUUGUUUUGAAGCUGGAAAUUGAGAGAUUAUUCUGUUUAAAUGGAUGUUGAUGCCUGUAGUCUUGUUCAAAACUACUGUUUCAGAGAAGCUUUCUUCAUCUGUAUCAAGCCUCACCAGACUCAUUCACAGUGCAAUUGUAUGCCUAAAAAGGUGAUAAAGGCAUUUAACUUAUUUUCCAUGAGCCAUUCAAAAGAACACAUCAAGAUAAACCUCUUAAUGAUGCACUCCAGGAUCUUAAGCACAAAAGUCAUUUGAAUUCGAAUCGGAACAAAUCACCCAAAUUGCCAAAAAAAUAGUAACUUUUUUUGCAGGAUGUAAUAUAAGAUAUGGAUGACUUGGUGCACAAUUUGACAUACUACACAAAAAACAGGGACCACUUUUAGCUCCUGAGCACCACUUUCAAAACUACUGGCUGGCUGAAAUUAUACUAAUGUUUCAGAGUGCGUUAAUUCUCAUUUUCAUGCAAAUAUUCUAAAAUCCGCAAAAGGAAAAUGUGGAUUUUCCCACCAGUGGUGUUUCUACAAAACAGACUUGCUGUGGAUAAAAGUCAGUGCGUGAUGAUGUGGUGCACUCUUUUGCUUACGUUUUCAUAUACUGAAUAAAAAUCUGCUGCUCCUUUCUGA